This is a messenger RNA of Pollicipes pollicipes, 2372 nucleotides long. Its product is annotated as phospholipase A-2-activating protein. Lineage: Eukaryota; Metazoa; Arthropoda; Thecostraca; Pollicipedomorpha; Pollicipedidae. The record is from RefSeq and is a predicted model, not a curated record. The annotation marks the transcript as partial. The transcript has 13 exons. Gene Ontology annotation, biological process: ubiquitin recycling; proteasome-mediated ubiquitin-dependent protein catabolic process. Gene Ontology annotation, cellular component: nucleus; cytoplasm. Gene Ontology annotation, molecular function: ubiquitin binding.
CGAGGGACAGAUUCGUUUGUUCGCGACACUGCGCGUGUGAUUCCUGGGAGCUAAACAUUGUAUUUUGUGAUAGGUUUUGAUACUCGCUCUUGUUUCUUUGAAAACAAGGUUUCGGAGUGUACUGCGAUAACAAAGGUAGAAGGCUAUCUUCGGCAUCUGUUCCUGUACCCCCCCAUUUGAGGAGUUGAAGCACUGCCUUCUUGUGCGAAUCGCCGACCAUGUACAAGUUCCGGGCCGCCCUAGUGGGCCACAGCUCCGAUGUGCGGGCCGUAGCUGCCGGCAUCUGCCCCCAGGGCAGCGUCAUCACGUGCUCGCGUGACGAAACGGCGCGCAUCUGGACGCCCAACAGCGGCGAUGUCGGCUUCGCGACGGCGCAGACGCUGCGCGGCCACAGCCGGUACGUGGUAGCGGCGUGUGUGAUGCCGCCCUGCGACGAGUACCCGGACGGCCUCAUCCUCACCGGCAGCAACGACGCCAACAUCCACGUGUACUCGCACAAGAGCAGCGAGCCGCUGUACCGGCUCACGGGGCACACGGCCACCGUGGCGGCGCUGGCGGCCGGCAAGUUCGGCACGAUCGUCAGCGGCUCGUGGGACUGCAGCGCGCGCGUCUGGCUGGGUCAGAAGUGCGUGCUGACGCUGAGCGCGCACAGCGCCGCAGUCUGGGCCGUGGCCAUCCUGCCCGGCUCGGGGCUGGUCAUCACCGGCUCGGCCGACAAGACCAUCCUCGCCUGGAAGACCGGCAAGGUCGUGCAGAAGUUCACUGGGCACACGGACUGCGUGCGCGGCCUGGCCCUGCUCUCCGAGGAUGAGUUCCUCUCGUGCGGCAACGACGCCACCAUCCGACACUGGAAUAUAGACGGCAACUGCAUCCACACCUUCUACGGCCAUUCCAACUUUGUCUACAGCGUGGCCGUGCUGCCGAACGGCUCGGACCUGGUGUCGGCCGGCGAGGACCGCACGGUGCGAGUCUGGCGGCGCGGCGAGCUGGCGCAGACCAUCAACGUGCCCGCCCAGUCGGUGUGGGCCGUGGCCUGCCUGCAGAACGGCGACAUCGCCGCCGGCUCCAGCGAUGGCGUGUGUCGGGUGUUCAGCGCGGCCCCCGAGCGGCAGGCGCCGCCCGACGGCCAGCACGCCUACGAACAGGAGGUGGCCAGCACGCAGAUGAGCAAGGCUGACCUGGGCGGCUACAAGGUGUCGGACCUGCCGGGCGCCGAGGUGCUGCUGGCGCCCGGCCGCCGCGACGGCCAGACGGUGAUGGUGCGCGAGGCGUCCGGCGACGUCACCUGCCACAGCUGGUCGGCCGCCGAGCAGCAGUGGAAGAAGGUCGGCGACGUGGUGGGCGCGUCCGGCGGCUCCACCGAGACCUCCGGCAAGGUGCUGCACGACGGCAAGCAAUACGACUACGUGUUCACGGUGGACAUCCAGGAGGGCGCGCCGCCGCUGAAGCUGCCCUACAACACGUCCGAGGAUCCGUGGCAGGCGGCGCAGCGCUUUAUCCACAAGCACGACCUCAGCCAGGCGUUCCUCGACCAGGUGGCCAACUUCAUCAUCAAGAACAGCGGCGGCGCCGGUGUGGCCGCCGCGCCCGCCCCCUCCGCCGACUACUAUGACCCAUUCACCGGGACCGGCCGGUACGUGCCGGGAGCGGCGGCCGGCGGCGACACCAGCAGCGGCCCAGCGGCGCCCGCGCCCACCACGCCCGCCGCGCCGCGCUACUUCCCGCAGGACGAGUUCCUCUACUUCGACAAGGGCAACGUGGACGGCAUGGCCACCAAACUGCGCGAGUUCAACCAGCGGACGGGCGACGGCAGUCACCGGCUGGAGGAGGCGGUGCUGUUGGAGCUGACCAAGCUGGCCGAGCCGGCGGAGACGCCGUCGCCCAACCACCUGGCCACCCUGCUCCGGCUGCUCGACUGGCCCAAGGAGCUGGCCUUCCCGGCUAUCGACCUGCUGCGGCUGGCGCUGAGGAACGCCGCCACCUGCGAGUUCUUCUGCUCGCCCGAGCGGCGGCCGGCGCUGCUCGCCGCCCUGGAGCGCUUCGCCCAGCCGGACUCGCCGCCGGCCAAUCAGAUGCUGGCGCUGCGGGCGUGCUGCAACCUGUUCCGGCACGCGGACGGCGAGCGGACGGUGCUGGAGGCGCGCGAGACGGUGACGGCGGCGGCGCUGGCGCUGCUGCCGGGCGUCAGCCGCGCCGUGGAGGUGGCGCUCGCCACCCUGCUGCUCAACAUGGCCACGAGCCUGCGGCGGCGCGGCGAGCUGGAGGCGCGCGCGCAGACGCUUUCGGCGCUGGGCGUGCUGCUGCAGCGGCUGACGGACGGCGAGGCGCUGUUCCGCGCGCUGGUCGGCUUCGGCACGCUGGCGGUGGCGGCG